AUGUCUGCGUUCCGAGCCUGGCAGGCUGAUUUGUUCCUCCUGGAACAAUGGCAGGAAGACUCGUCGCUAUCUAUCGAUGCCCAACGUGAACAAAUUCUCGCUAAAUACAUGACACUCGGAGUCCGUGGCCGUCAGCCAUAUCGGGAGCAGCAGCGAAGACUAAAGGGUAGGUCUGUACAGGGACUUCCACCCCACAGUCAAGAGCUAUUGAACCGUGUUCGCCAACCGAGCUUUGAGCGUCAGUUGGUGGACGGAACGUAUUGGCUCCGAACUUGCUAUGAGCCUUUCUCCGAGGACUCUUGGGCUGAGGUUCAAAGUCACAUUGAAGGCAAGUUCGGUCGGCCUGCAAUUUGCAACGAUUCAUCCUUGUAUAACUUCGGUUCCAACUGGGAGAAGAUUUUUCUUCGUCUGCCACAGCUGCUCGACUGUACUUGCCCUACAGAAGAAUACGAAGAGUAUGUCCAAGAGGCCCUACAAGAUGGAACCGAGGCCGCAAGCCUUGACCCUCAGGCUGCGGAUGAAAGCGGCUACGACCCGGAGGAGGAUGAAAACCCGUGGCCGGAAUUUUAUUCAGACUACCACAUGCGACUAGUCGCAGGACGCAUCCAUAUCGUUGAUGCAACAACCCUUGCUUCCGAAGGCUCCGACGCAGGAACUGUUCUUGUGCUGUGGUUCGACCAGUGUGGGCGGGCAAUCCGUUACUCUCGCGAGUCGCUAGAGGAUGCAUUGGACAUUGCCAAUGUUUCCGAUGCCAUGCUGAACGAAUAUUCGUGUUGGGCCAACGCCCAGAUUGGCCAAUCCUAUGAAUGGGGUGCGCCCCUGGGUCCCCCCUACGAGAAUAGUGGAGAAAGUUCCGGGUAG
Penicillium samsonianum is the source of this 861-nucleotide messenger RNA. RefSeq lists its product as uncharacterized. The coding region runs from base 1 to 861 and encodes 286 amino acids. NCBI's taxonomy places the organism in Eukaryota, Fungi, Ascomycota, Eurotiomycetes, Eurotiales, Aspergillaceae. The record is from RefSeq and is a predicted model, not a curated record. The transcript is spliced from 3 exons.